GAUGGAUAGAACAGAUCCCGAGAUUCCGAAAAACGCUGGUUCAGGACUCCAUCUUGAGGAUAAAUUGGAAGGUGAUGAUAAUCAGUCGGCCAGACGCAGCACAGUUGAACACUUGAGAGAAACGAUGGAUCAGUUCCAGCAAUGCAAAGUGGAAGCGGCCACAGAGUCUUUGCAAGCUGCGUAUAAGCACUUCCUGAAUCUAACCCCAGAUAGCUUCGGAAACCCGACUAAUUACGAGAAGGAGCAGAUGGAUCGGGGUAGAGAGAUGUGUUUGAGUAAUUGCUCCGCUCCUCCUUUCUUUUGUGCUGUUUUGUUAAACCCCGAGCUGCCCAUAGAUAACGAGGACCAUUUUUAUGCCAGCUUUACUACUGUCUUUGGUGCUGUUGCACUCAAGCUGCAUAAAUAUAAAAUAGCUAUAGACUUAUUUCGGCGAUGUCAUUCUCUUUUCACAUCUGAUGUCGCGCCAUGUCCUGGAAACAACAUUCAAGUUAUCGAUACUUUAAAAGCAGUAGCCAAGGCGAAUGUAGGCUGUGUUUAUCUGAUUAUGAGAGUUAUGGAGAAGGCUAAGGAUUAUCUAGAAUGUGCGCUGGAGAUUUUAGAAACAUUUAAAAACAAAAACAAAACUUACCUUACAGAAAUAAGCGUUGUUGUUAUACAAUCCAACUUAAGCCUAGCUUACCAGUAUCAAAAGAACUACCCUGCUGCAGUGAAGUUGCAAGAGCGUCUUCUUCUGAAGGCCAAAGACCCCAUUAUUCCCCCACAUUUGGUAGCUGCCAUAUAUUACAACAGAGCAGAGUUGUUCAUAGAGCUCAAAGAGCCUGUCAAAGCACUCAUGGAGCUGAGGACAUUGGGGUCACUAUCUGAGAGGAUGAACGAUGAAGGAGGAAUGUUCUCAAAAUUUAUAUCUUCUAAAAUUUGUUUGGUGUAUCAAAAUAUUGGAGAUGUGGCUCGAGCAGAGAAAAUAGCGGAGCGCUUGGCUUUCCCUUCUCUUUCCCCUCAAUCGCUAUCAACACCACUAUCGCCUUCCUCACAAUCGUUUACAGCAGCAUCAGGGUCAGGGUUAGGGUCAUCAUCAUCAUCAUCAUCUUUAUCAGUUUCAUCCUCGUCAUCAUCAUGUUCGUCACCAACAUUGUCAUCUUCAUCGUCUGCUUUGUCACCGAUGUCUUCAUUUUCGUUUUUCUUUCCCGAUUUUGAAGUUGUCCUCGGAUGUAAUGGAAAAUUCAACUGGGACUUCUUCUUCGCAAUGAUUUUGAAUUUAGUCGAUUUUCACUUGAACGAAAAAAACUUAGACUUUGCAUCUUUCCUCGACGUUUUUGUACCAUAUUGCAAAGAAUUGCUCGGGAAAAACCACCCAACACAUGCAUCGUUUCUCUAUAAGCAAGGUGUUAGAUUUUUUCUGAUGGAACAAAACCUGUCAUCAAAAAAUUGCUUUGAAGAAGCAUUACAUAUUUUGAAAAGUUUUGACUACGGUUCAGAUCACCCGGAUUUAGUGCAAUGUAACAUCGCCCUUGCAAAGUUAUUAUUGUGCGAAGACUUUCAAGAGGUUCCUCAGUUGAAGUCGCGCCCUGACCGAAGCUGGCGAGAAUUUCCUUGCGACGCAGCAGAUGGAGUUGUGAACCCUGAUAUUCCAUCAUUUAGAGGAGGUAUCAACAAGUGGGACAGCAACGAAGAAUUAGACGAACCAGGUAAACUUUCUGGUCAAGAACAUCGUAAAGGCAAUCAUUGCUAUCGAGAUAAAAAUCCAUCCCAAAAGGAUAAAAACAGAGGAAUCAGCAUCUCACAAAAGAUAAUGAAGACACCAAACGAAGUCAGCGAUGGAGGGAAUGUCGAUUUAAAAACUUCUUUUCAUGGAGGAGAUGUGGUUGUAGACAGCGGUGAAAACCGCGAUGUAGUUCCUACAAAUGGGGCUUACGGCUUUGAAAAGGAUUGGAAUACCCAAGCUGUUGCCCCUCCAAAAACACCAGGAGAUUCCCAUGAGAGUAAUUCGAAAACAAAAAUAUCUCUUAGUUUGAAAGGCGGACGCCGAAGCGAUCUUCCGUCAGGCCACAGUUCACAAAGGGAUCUGAAUGAGGAUGACUUUGGAACAAAUCACAUCGGAAUAGAUCCCAGUUUUCUCGCACGUCAUUCUUAUGAGUGCAAUGCAUCUGAUGAGCAAAGGGGUUCUUGCGGUCCAUUUGAAGACUUAGAAGUACCUGCAGGUACCCACGCCGAGUACAACAGAUCUGGGCGUAUGCCUGAAUUGUACCACCCUUCUGCCCCAAGUUCAUCGACAUUUCCUGAAUGUCGUGAUUUUACAAAAUUCGAUGCAGGAGAUCAGUCUGCCUACCCUAGCAUCAUGGGAUCUCCUCCGCAAAUAUACUCAAGUCGUGAUGGUUAUCAACUGCAAGAGUCAUCCCUUAACUUAGUCCUAAUGCCCAAAAUUGUUUCAGCGAAGAAGUUAAGACUGCCUCAAUCUUCAAGUUUCCUCCAAGAUGGAUCUAAAGCAAAUCUCCCGUUGAAAGUCAAAGAGUUUCCCACUGGUAAUGUACGGGCAAGAAAUCCGCCAAAUAUCUUCACAAAUGGAUAUGUGCUCACCGAAAGGCCGACGUUAUCAUCGCAGUUCGAAAGAAGAGAUGACGCUCCAGAAUUUCUUCCGGACAGGGAAAGUGCAGGAGCUGAUCAGGGUCUGUUAAACAGUAAUCCAAACACAUCUGCUGACGAGUCGUUGGCCGUACUCGAGCAACGUGUGGCUGAAGCUUGCUGUCUUGUCGAGAGAACUUUGAAAGAAAGACAAGAAAGAGAGAAAGCAAUGAAAGAAACUGAGCAAAAAAGAAAAGAAAAGCGGGCAAGGAAAGAACAACUUGCACGUGAAAGAAAAGAAUGGGAAACGAGAGAAGCGAGAGAAAAGGAACUUAUGAAUGAAAGAGUAGAAGGGAACUCCACGAGCGGUGGACAAGAAACACCUUCGCAAGACUCGGCUAGUGCUGGGGUUCGACAAUGGCUGUGUGAACAUUAUCAGCGGCUCUGCCGUGUCAAGUUCUCAUGCUGCGGAAAGUUCUUUCCUUGUCAUCGUUGUCAUAACAACUCUGGGUGUCCAAAUGACAAUUCCAAAGCAAGAGAGGCGUGUUCUGUUGAGUGCUCUGUUUGUAGCCAUCAACAAGAGAUCAACCAGGACGCCCACACCUGUGUCAGAUGCAAAACAAGGUUCUCAGCAUAUUUCUGCUCGGUGUGUAAACACUUCACAGGGGAGGAUAAAGCUCCUUAUCACUGCGAAAAAUGUGGUAUCUGCCGAAUCUACAAGGACCGCUCCUUCCACUGUGAUGUGUGUAACGUCUGUCUGGACAAACGGCUGGAGGGAAGACAUUCUUGCCGAGCAAAUUCAGGACACGAUGAGUGCUGCAUCUGUUUAGAGGACGCUUUCAGCGGUUGUCAGAUCCUGCCAUGCUCACACAAGGUUCACCGAGAGUGUGCCAUUGCUAUGAUACAGAACGGCGUUCGCAGCUGCCCAAUUUGUCGCCAUCCUUUGUACAGUCAGACAGGAAUGAAUGAAUAACAACCUCGACUCCAGUCCUCAGAAUUCCAAGAAAAGGCAAAUUGUUUCUAAUUGAGAUGUUCUACUAAGUGUCUUGAUGGACGUUUUCAUUCUUUAUUGUAGAAUUGAACUGUUUAUCCCUAGGAAUGACUGGCUCCUAACUUGUCCUCAGGGUAUCACCCUAGAAUCAAAUGGUAAAUGUAACGAAAAUAAAGGCAAUGAUCAUUAAUUUAGGAAGCUCCUGAUUGUCAAACAAACUCUCAUUGUUAGUACCAGAGGAAAUAUAAAGAGAACAGUGUAUAUU
Pocillopora damicornis (cauliflower coral) is the source of this 3815-nucleotide messenger RNA. RefSeq lists its product as uncharacterized. The record is from RefSeq and is a predicted model, not a curated record. Gene Ontology annotation, cellular component: nucleus. Gene Ontology annotation, biological process: protein ubiquitination; ubiquitin-dependent protein catabolic process. Gene Ontology annotation, molecular function: zinc ion binding; ubiquitin protein ligase activity; protein binding. NCBI's taxonomy places the organism in Eukaryota, Metazoa, Cnidaria, Anthozoa, Scleractinia, Pocilloporidae.